CGAAGGGGCCAGCUCCGCACCUCCCCGCGUGUCGCUCGCCGGGGCUCGCCGCGCCGCCGCGACCCUCCCCUCCCCCGCGCCCCGAGGCCCGGCCUGCGCGACCCUCGCGCGAUUGUUCCGAGGAAGCUGUGGGCUCGCCCAUGGAAGCAGGCACCUUUUUCGACCCAGUCGGUGGAAAGGAUUUGUUGAUGUCGAAAUCCGAGUGAAGGAAGCAACGAAGCGAAACUUUAAAAGGAACCCCACUGUCCUCCGAGUCGGGAGCGAUGCUACUCGGGCGACCGGGCGCCGCUGCCUGCCCCGCUUCGCCCUUCCCGGCGGUCGGGAACUUGUUCUGAUCCUCAGUGCUCCCAUCGAGUCCCCGCCCUCCACCCCCCCGGCACUCUGGAUAUGUUUUCUCCCAGAUCUGGGUAUUUUUUUGAUAUCGUGAAACUACGAGGGAAAUAAUUGCAGGGGUUUCUUCUGGGCUCCCUGCGUUUUCCCCAUGGACAUGCCUUCAAUUUGGGAAGCCGAGGCACCCCGUCCUAGGCGAAUGAAGCCCCCCAGCCACGAGGGAGCGAAAUGAAGGGAAAUUCUGCAGUGGAAUGAGAGCUCUACUAGCUAGGUCCUCGCAUCUGCCAUUUGUCCUUUCAAACUGCAUUGUAAUCCGGGCAGGAUAAAUCAGACGAAGAGCAGCCUUCUAGCCGGAUUUCUCGGCCCGAAUUUACUUCCCAGAUUUCUUUUCUUUGCUCUCCUGCUUCUUGGCUGGCCCAGGGAUGACUUCCUCGCUGCAUCGGCCCUUUCGGGUGCCCUGGCUGCUAUGGGCCAUCCUGCUGGUCAGCACUACGGCUGCUUCCCAGAAUCAAGAACGGCUGUGUGCAUUUAAAGAUCCAUAUCAACAAGACCUUGGGAUAGGUGAGAGUCGAAUCUCUCAUGAAAAUGGGACAAUAUUAUGUUCCAAAGGGAGCACGUGUUAUGGUCUGUGGGAGAAAUCAAAAGGGGACAUCAAUCUUGUGAAACAAGGAUGUUGGUCUCACAUUGGUGAUCCCCAAGAGUGCCACUAUGAAGAGUGUGUAGUAACUACCACCCCACCCUCAAUUCAGAAUGGAACAUACCGUUUUUGCUGCUGUAGUACAGAUUUAUGUAAUGUCAACUUUACUGAGAACUUUCCACCUCCUGAUACAACACCACUCAGUCCACCUCAUUCAUUUAAUCGAGAUGAAACAAUAAUCAUUGCUUUGGCAUCAGUUUCUGUAUUAGCUGUUUUGAUAGUCGCCUUAUGUUUUGGAUACAGAAUGUUGACAGAAACGAACUUACAGCUGAUUGGACGGGGUCGAUACGGAGCAGUAUAUAAAGGUUCCUUGGAUGAGCGUCCAGUUGCUGUAAAAGUAUUUUCUUUUGCAAACCGUCAGAAUUUUAUAAAUGAAAAAAACAUUUACAGAGUGCCUUUGAUGGAACAUGACAACAUUGCUCGCUUCAUAGUUGGAGACGAGAGGCUCACUGCAGACGGACGCAUGGAGUAUUUGCUUGUGAUGGAGUAUUAUCCCAAUGGAUCUCUGUGCAAAUAUCUGAGUCUCCACACAAGUGAUUGGGUAAGCUCUUGCCGUCUGGCUCAUUCUGUGACUAGAGGACUGGCUUAUCUUCACACAGAAUUACCACGAGGAGAUCAUUAUAAACCUGCAAUCUCCCAUCGAGAUUUAAACAGCAGGAACGUCCUGGUAAAGAAUGACGGCACGUGUGUUAUCAGUGACUUUGGUUUAUCCAUGAGGCUGACUGGAAACCGGCUGGUGCGCCCUGGGGAAGAAGAUAAUGCCGCUAUAAGUGAGGUUGGCACAAUUCGCUAUAUGGCACCAGAAGUGCUAGAAGGAGCUGUGAACCUGAGAGACUGUGAGUCAGCUCUGAAGCAAGUGGACAUGUAUGCGCUCGGACUCAUCUACUGGGAGGUGUUCAUGAGGUGUACAGACCUCUUCCCAGGUGAAUCUGUACCAGAUUACCAGAUGGCUUUUCAGACAGAAGUUGGAAACCAUCCCACAUUUGAGGAUAUGCAGGUUCUUGUGUCCAGAGAGAAGCAGAGACCCAAGUUCCCAGAAGCCUGGAAAGAAAAUAGCCUGGCAGUGAGGUCACUCAAGGAAACAAUUGAAGACUGCUGGGACCAGGAUGCAGAGGCUCGGCUCACUGCACAGUGUGCCGAGGAGAGAAUGGCUGAACUCAUGAUGAUAUGGGAGAGAAACAAGUCUGUGAGCCCAACGGUCAACCCAAUGUCAACUGCUAUGCAGAAUGAACGCAACCUGUCACAUAAUAGGCGUGUGCCAAAAAUCGGGCCUUACCCAGAUUAUUCCUCUUCCUCAUAUAUUGAAGACUCUAUCCAUCAUACUGACAGCAUCGUGAAGAAUAUUUCCUCUGAGCAUUCGAUGUCCAGCACACCAUUGACAAUAGGAGAAAAGAACCGAAACUCAAUUAAUUAUGAACGACAGCAAGCACAAGCUCGAAUCCCUAGCCCAGAGACAAGCGUCACAAGCCUGUCCACAAACACCACCACCACAAACACCACCGGCCUCACUCCAAGCACGGGCAUGACCACUAUAUCUGAGAUGCCAUACCCGGAUGAGACACACUUGCAUGCCACAAAUGUUGCACAGUCAAUCGGGCCAACCCCUGUCUGCUUACAGCUGACAGAAGAAGACUUGGAGACUAAUAAGCUAGAUCCAAAAGAAGUUGAUAAGAACCUCAAGGAAAGCUCUGAUGAGAAUCUCAUGGAGCAUUCUCUGAAGCAGUUCAGUGGGCCAGACCCAUUGAGCAGUACCAGUUCUAGCUUGCUUUAUCCACUCAUAAAGCUUGCAGUGGAAGUGACUGGACAACAGGACUUCACACAGGCUGCAAAUGGUCAAGCAUGUUUAAUUCCUGAUGUUCCACCUGCUCAGAUCUAUCCUCUCCCUAAGCAACAGAACCUUCCUAAGAGACCUACUAGUUUGCCUUUGAACACCAAAAAUUCAACAAAAGAACCCCGGCUAAAAUUUGGCAACAAGCACAAAUCAAACUUGAAACAAGUAGAAACUGGAGUUGCCAAGAUGAAUACAAUCAAUGCAGCAGAGCCUCAUGUGGUGACAGUAACUAUGAAUGGUGUGGCAGGUAGAAGCCACAAUGUUAAUCCCCAUGCUGCCACAACCCAGUAUGCCAAUGGGACAGUGCCAUCUGGCCAGGCAGCCAACAUAGUGGCACAUAGGUCCCAAGAAAUGCUGCAGAAUCAAUUUAUUGGUGAGGAUACCAGGCUGAAUAUCAAUUCCAGUCCCGAUGAGCAUGAACCUUUACUGAGACGAGAGCAACAGGCUGGCCAUGAUGAAGGGGUUCUGGAUCGUUUGGUAGAUAGGAGGGAACGGCCAUUAGAAGGUGGCCGAACAAAUUCCAAUAACAACAACAGCAAUCCAUGUUCAGAACAAGAUGUCCUUACACAAGGUGUUACAAGCACAGCUGCAGAUCCUGGGCCAUCAAAGCCCAGAAGAGCACAGAGGCCCAAUUCUCUGGAUCUUUCAGCCACAAAUAUCCUGGAUGGCAGCAGUAUACAGAUAGGUGAGUCAACACAAGAUGGCAAAUCAGGAUCAGGUGAAAAGAUCAAGAGACGUGUGAAAACUCCAUACUCUCUUAAGCGGUGGCGCCCGUCCACCUGGGUCAUCUCCACUGAGCCGCUGGACUGUGAGGUCAACAACAAUGGCAGUGACAGGGCAGUCCAUUCUAAAUCUAGCACUGCUGUGUACCUCGCAGAGGGAGGCACUGCCACGACCACAGUGUCUAAAGAUAUAGGAAUGAAUUGUCUGUGAGAUGUUUUCAAGCUUAUGGAGUGAAAUUAUUUUUUUGCAUCAUUUAAACAUGCAGAAGACAUUAAAAAAAAAAAAAAAAAACUGCUUUAACCUCCUGUCAGCACCCCUUCCCACCCCUGCAGCAAGGACUUGCUUUAAAUAGAUUUCAGCUAUGCAGAAAAUUUUAGCUUAUGCUUCCAUAUUUUUUAAUUUUGUUUUUUAAGUUUUGCACUUUUGUUUAGUCUCGCUAAAGUUAUAUUUGUCUGUUAUGACCACAUCAUAUGUGUGCUUAUCAAAAGUGGUCUCAAAAUAUUUUUUUAAGAAAAAAGCAAAAACAAUGGAUUGCUGAUAAUCAGUUUGGACCAUUUUCUUAAGGUCAUUAAAACAGAAGCAAAUUGAGACAGGUUUGACUGCAAUGGUGUCUGGUAUCCAUGUUUAAUUUUUCUGGGCACAAGCUAGUUAUAUGUUAAUAUGUUUUGACCAUAAUCUGUUGGACAUUCUUUUCUCGUGUAUUUUAUUUGAAUGUGCAAUAGUCUAUAGACCACAAAGAAGCUUUCUUAUCUGCUCUCUCCUAGCAGGGCACACAUUCUUGCAUUGUUGAAACAUUUUCCCCCAUCUUCGAUAAUAUGAACAUUGUCUAGCUUUCUCCUUGUGGAGAUACAUAGACGCUGUCCAAAGGGCUCCGCAAAGGACUUAUUAAAACCUUUUUUGAAAUGCCAUUGUCUUCUAACCUUCCAAAUGCUAUUGUUUCCUUCCAGGCAUUUUAAUAAGCGUAUCUGGUUCUGAUUUUGGAAGUUCAUAGAGAGCAUAGAACAAAACAGAAGAAAGCAAAUAUUAGCCUUUUCCAUUUUAUUUUUCUAUGUAUAUGUUCAUGUCUGUAUUCAUUAUUUAAGAAAUAUUUUUUAUCAGAAAAUGUAUAGAGCUGAACCUAAAUAGAAUUUUUAAGUAAAUAGCUGGGCAAGGUGACUAGUAUAGUAACUUUCAUUCUCUGACCAUCACAAAUUAAAUUUCAUUUUCUAUUUAUAAUAACUUUAGAAGUAAGUGAUAGUCGAUUUGAAUCUAUAGUAUGUAUGUGUCAUUAUUUCCCAGCACAGCCUGACAGUUCUAUGUGAAAAACGAUUCCUCCUCCCAUGACCUAAAACACUGUGGAAAGCUCAUCCAGCCAGCAUGCCAGAUCCCUAUGGAAGAAAGGCUUGCUGCACACUUAGCACCAUUGAGCAGACUAAGAUUGACCCUCUGUCUUUCCUAAGUUUAUUUCUUUACUAAUUCUGGUUUUGUAGUUUCUCCUUCUGCCAGUUUCAUGUGUUCUUUGACUGGGAGCAGCAUUCACUAUGAGUGCUGUAGUAGAGCAUACUUGUGGUGAUGAUGCACUGUGACAUUGCUGUCACAUGGCUUCUGGUGCUGCUGUACCUGGAUGUUGCCAUCACACGGCUUUUGCUUCUUUUGAAACUAAUGAUCUCUGAAACAACAGUCUUUUAAUAAAGACUUUCUGUCAAAAAUUUAGGAAUUUUCCCUAAACAUUGCUUCUUAUCAGUUUGCAGACAAAUUGUUCCCAUGUGUUUUCAGAUUCUCAGAAUCCUUAAUAUCCAUUAUCUGAUUACAUUUUCAAGUUUAGCAGGGAGAUAAAAAGUUAAGUGCAAAUCUCCAAAUUCCUGAUUUUGGUUCUUCUGCCUUGAACCCCGUUGUCUUAUCUGUAAUCUCUUUCCUUCCGUUUAACUCAUACACGAGCUUCCCUCACUUACCAUCUGCUGUGCUCUGAUGUCACAGCAUUGACCGUUUGGUCAGCUGGGAUGCUAACUGGAGCUCAGUUCUUCGGAUUACGAUUAUCUCACUUGUGCCCAGGAUUCUUUUCUCACCUUUGUGUUUCAUUGGCCCUCUUGUGGUUCAGAGUCUUAAUAUAUAUAUUUUUGUCUUCUAACAUUCAGGUUUUUUUUUCUUUCUAAUUAGUUACUGUCCUUUGUCUAUUUAACAAAUAAUUUGUAUCUUUCACUUAUUUCUUUUGUCCAAAUGACUCUCAAAUGCAUUUCAGAAUUUUAAUUUUCAGUUGUAGGACAACUUUAAAUCAAAAUAAGUUAUAUUCCUCCCAUCUCCAAUUUGAAACAUUAAGAAUAAAUUGACCCUUUGAAGUCCAAAAGAUCUUUUCUUGUCAGAAAAAUUGUCUUACAUUCUGAUACAGUUUGUAUUAGGCCCAGUCAAUUGUGAAUUUUCCAAGUCUUCAAUGUUUAUUAAUAGAAUGCUUUAAAAAUGAAUAUGCCAGAUAAAAGAAAUCUAUAGUUUCCCAUCUCAUUCAAAUAUAUUUAAAACAAAUAAUUCCUUGAACUGCUUGAAGAAUAGGAAAGGUAGUAAGUAUAGGUCAUUUUAAUAAAUUUUGAAGUCUAUAAUACACAGCAUGCAGAAAUCCCUUUAAUAUAACUUAAAUUACUAGUUAGAUUUAUUCAGUCUGAUUCUUGAAGCUAAAAUGGAAUUUACCACAAAAUUUCACACACACAAAUUAAUUUUAGGCCUUUUGAAUAAAAGUCAUUCAAUUUAAAAAGAUUUCUCUGGACAAUAAUAUAAUCUUACAAAUAUCAUAAUAGGACAUCAGAAUAUGAUGUUAGUUCCCUUAAGAAAAUACUAUUGUGGGGCUGGAGAGAUGGCAUAACAAUAACAGUGCUUCCUGUGCUUACAGAGGACCCAAGUUCAAUUCCCAGUAGCUACAUGGCAGCUCACAAUGUCUACAGGAUUCAGGUCCCUGUUUCGGCCUCCAGUGACAUGCAUGUAACAUCCCAUCCCACCCCCAACACACACAACAUACACAUAACUAUAAAUGACAAAUGAAAUCUUAAAAUACUAGUUAUAUACCAGAGCUAAAUAAUGGAAAGAACUUGGUUUGAAUUAUGUAUAGAAUAAAAUUAUUUAAAUAAAAAUCCUAAAUAAUUUAAAUGUAUAAUUUAAAAAACAUGGCUACUGUAGAAGUUUAUGAAGACCUCUGCUGAAAACUGGCAUUACAUACACUUAUUUUUUUCAUCCUCAGAGCAACCAUAUUGCAAUAUUUAUAUUUUAUAAAUGAGGAAAUAAAAAUAGGAAAUUUGUCUAAGUUUCAUACCCAGCCAUACCUGGGAGUUCACUCUGGGUCUGUAUCUCCAUAUAUCUUUUAUGCACAACACAUGAUCCACUUUCUUUAUGAACUGAUAUGCAGUGUACUGACAUGUACUCCAGCAGACAUGUGGUUUGCGUGUAAGCCAAACCAGGUAUGUAAUGAUCUUAAGUUAGGUAAAUAAAGGCCCAUAAUCACUAACAAUUCCUAACUCAAUACAAAAUUUAGCCUACAUCAUUUUACCUGCCUCCUACUAUUCUUACAUUGCAGAAUGGAGGGCAGAGUAAAUGUUAAGAGACACAUGAAGGGAGCUGAAGGAGCAGGGGCUCCUUAGCGUGAUCCCAUACCCCACUUGGGAAAAAGAGUUGCAUGCAAGUUUGUAGUCUUCUUAAUCUUUUGACUCCAUCUUUAAAAUUUCAGCUUUACCAGUGUCAGAAAAAUUGUUAAUCCAGAGAACUAAAUAAUCUGUAGAAAGAAUACAAGGUUAAUAUUCUUUAUAAAACAGGCUUGUAUUGCUUCCAUAUGUGUGUAUGCUUGUUCUAGAACCUGUAUGUUGGUUCUGAAUGAGAACAUAAGGAACACUCAAAUCAGUGGGAAUUACAAAAUUUUUUUUUUUAGAAGAAAGACAUUUUUUAAAAAAAACUUUAUUUAAUGUAUGAGUGUUUUGCUACA
This is a messenger RNA of Mus pahari (shrew mouse), 7518 nucleotides long. It is a transcript of the gene Bmpr2, whose product is annotated as bone morphogenetic protein receptor type 2. The transcript is spliced from 12 exons. Gene Ontology annotation, cellular component: plasma membrane; signaling receptor complex. Lineage: Eukaryota; Metazoa; Chordata; Mammalia; Rodentia; Muridae. The record is from RefSeq and is a predicted model, not a curated record. Gene Ontology annotation, molecular function: transforming growth factor beta receptor activity; ATP binding. Bases 753 to 3791 code for a protein of 1012 amino acids. Gene Ontology annotation, biological process: BMP signaling pathway; cellular response to growth factor stimulus; protein phosphorylation.